Closterium sp. Naga37s-1 is the source of this 1908-nucleotide messenger RNA. The record is from the annotation of a GenBank genome assembly. Lineage: Eukaryota; Viridiplantae; Streptophyta; Zygnematophyceae; Desmidiales; Closteriaceae.
AUGCCAGGGCUGUGGCUCAGCAGGCAGCUUUAUCACGCCAUCACUGGUCAUGACGAGAAGUUGUUUGCCGACUCUCUCAAUAGCCCUCUAGUCGUCUUCGUGAUGCUCAUCACCGCCAUCCGCCGCGGGUCUGGCCUGGUGGCUGGCGGCUACUCUCUCGCUUCAUCAAGCAGCAGUCCUCACUUCUCCAAAGCCACUCGCUCAAAAGCCAUUCUUCCCCCCCUGCUUUCACUCUCUCAGGUGGACUUUCUCCUCCAACUAGUCGCCCUCAAGGUGCUUGCCACAGCCAUCUGCCGUGGGUCGGGCCUGGUGGGCGGCUUCUAUGCGCCGUCACUGUUCAUCGGGGCGGCACUGGGGCAGGCGUAUGGGCGGCUGGCGAGUGACGUGCUGGUGGCUGUGGACCCAGAGUACAACCUGCAGUGGAUCCAAGUGGCUGCCCCCCAGGCCUACGCCAUGGUGGGCAUGGCAGCAACGCUAGCCGGAGUGUGCCUGGUGCCACUCACGUCGGUGCUGCUCCUCUUCGAGCUCACUCGAGACUACCGCAUUAUUCUUCCCCUCAUGGCCGCUGUUGGCAUCGCCGCUUGGAUCGCUGCUCCUGCCACCACACCACCAUCAUCCCCAUCACCAACAGCACCAGCAGCAGAAGUAGCAGCCGCGCCAAUGGCAGUAUCACCAACAGCAACAUCACAGCAAUCAACCUCCUCCUCCCUACCACCCGUCCCACCCUCCCUAGAAGCCACACCCGCCACUCCCUCCUCUCCCUGCUCACCAUUCCCCACGCCUCUCCCGCUCGCGAUCUCUUUCCCAUGGGACUUCACGGAUUUCUCAGAUGACUCGGCAUCGCUGGAUGUGCGCGACGGAGUGCUGCUGGAGGAGCAGGUGCAGCGCGACCUCCCCGUCUCCACUGCCAUGCGCCCCGCCUCCAGCCCUUCCCUUGCCGCCGUGCCGCUGCUGCUGGUGCGGCCGCGCGGGUACCGCCCACAGGGUAGGGGAGAUGGAGAGGCAGGGUAUAGGCCACAGGGUAUCGGUGUGAGGGAUAGGGGGUAUAUGGUGCAGGAAAGGGGUGGUGGGGGGGCGGAGAAUAGGGCGAGCACGGUGGGGGUAGCAACCCCCGAUUCAAAUCAAGGAGCAAGGGGUGUGGGGGAGGUGGAGUAUAGGCCGAGCACGGUGGGUGAGGCGGUGGCAGCGAUGGUGGCGAGCCGGCAGUGGUGCUGCGUGGUGGUGGGGGAUGGGGGCCGGUUGGAGGGGCUGCUUACACUGGUGGACGUGCAACAGGAGGUGGAGAGGAGGGUUGCUGCAGAGAGAAGGGGAGCAGGGAGAGGAGGGAGGGGUGGGAGGAGAGGGCGAGGAGUGAGAAGGGCGAGAGGGGGUGCAGGGGGGGAAGGGAGGGAGGGGGCAGGAGAAGGCAGCAGUGGAGAGAGCGAUGGGAGUGGUGGGGAAGAUGGCACUGGUGCGGCUGAUGGUGGUAUUGCAGCUAGGGUGAGUACUGCCAACGUGACAGUUAAGGGGGUGGUGGAGGGUCUACCAGUGUCUGUGCUAUGCACGCCGUGGCAGCAGCUGGAAACCAUCUCCCCAGGCGCCUCUCUCUACGAGGCUAGAAGGAGGCUCACAGCCCGCGGCAUCCGGCAGCUGCCCAUGGUGCUUCAGGUGGCGACGAGGAGAGGGGAGGGUAAAGGGGGCGAGGGGCAAGCAGGAGAAGGGAAUGAGGAGGGAGAGGAUGAGCGUGGGGUGGAGGGAGGCGGGACGAUAUUGGGGACGGAUGAGGUUGGGAGGGAGACGAGGCAAUUUGGGGAUGGGGAAGGGAGGGAGGAGAGGGGGAGUGAUUUGCUGCUGGUGGGGCUGUUGGAUCGGGACGAUAUUGCACGAGCCUGCAGGGCCGAGGCAACAAAACGGCUGCUACAGCUGUAG